GGGCGAGAGCUUUGGGAUGAUUAUCGGCGACAAUCGCGUCAAUCGAGCAUGUCCGGCAUAACGAGAGGGGUGGCGAAGAUUAAUGUGGGGGCGGAUGAUACACUYGGCGAUUGCGAUGGUGCAAGGGGUGAAGAUUGCUCGACAAGCGACGGGAGCAAUGACAAUGAGGAGGACGACGACGGGGAGAUGGAGAUUCGUCCGGUAGGGAAGAAACGGGGAGGGCCAAGGGCCACAAACAAGUUCACUGAGCCGCGCACGGGGCGGAGAGGCAAGAAGAGGGCGGGACAUACGUCGGCAAGCGAGGGAGCAAAAAACAGGGAUUUUUGGACCGUGGAACACAUGAUUACUCUGAUCCGAGCUAAAAGAGACCAGGAUUUGCAUCUGGCAGGCCUCGGUCACAACAUCAGAAGGAUGAAGACGAAGACAUGGAAGUGGACCGACGUGGAGAAGAGGCUCGUGCAGAUGGGGGUGACGAGUAGAAAGGCCGAGGACUGCGGGAAAAAAUGGGACAACCUGUACAUGCAGUUCAAAAUUGUGCACAAGUGCAAGGGAGAAUUGGGGAAGCCUGAUUUCUUCAGACUAUCGUCGUGGGAGAGGAAGGAGGGGGGGUUCGAUUUUUGGAUGGACGAGCGUGUGUAUUCGGAGAUGAAGGCCAUAUCCAGGGGCGAUCACACUAUACACCCCACGAAUCUCGCGGACACGGGUGAGGCUGGAGGUGUUCAAUUGCCUGGCCCACGUGGAGGUCAGAACGAAUCCGGCGGUAGUGACGGAUGCGGGGAUGGACAGGACGACGACCAGGGAUCGACGAGGGAUUCAACGUUCAGCGGCGGUGGUGCUGGCGGGUGUGGCAAACGGAAGAAUAGCCUCGUUGUUGGUGCUACCGAGACGUUGCAAAGGACCCCGAAGGUGGCAGGGGUUGUCAUGACGGAGGCGCGCGUGUCGAGGCAACUUCCGGCGGUGGUGGGCCAGGGCCAGCCACGUCAGCCACUCCCCCUGCAAGAGGCGGGGGCUUCAGGGGGAGGGAAAACACAGUCCACGCAAAAGGGCGAUGCAACAGCGAGCGGCACUCGGACGGCGGCGGCGGAUCACAACACUAGAAGCGGACUCACCGAAGGUGCGGCCGAGGAGAGGGUCGACGACAUCCGCCGCGACAAAGGAAGAAGACAUGGAAAGCGGGACGGCGAUGACGACGRYGACCGUCCACUUGUGACGAGGUUGAAGGGAGCGGCAAAGGAGGACGGUCUGGAGGAAAGGUCGAAGUUGUGGGUUGAUUGCGACUCUUUCUGGGGUCAGGGCCCAGGGAAACCCUUGAGGGAGGCAGUUGGCGAGUGCGCGGACUACUUCAUUGCCAUCUCCAACGGAGACGCAGGAGUUGAGCCGCCUGCGACGCUCAUAAWGCCGUCGAACGACGUUCCGCGCUUCAAGAUCGAGGACCCUGCGCAGCGUGAACCAGCUUUGCGUAGAGCGCGCAGCGUGGAAAAACUGGUGCUGCGCGCCAUCCACGGCUGGAUCUUCAAAUUGUCGUCGAGGUCGGCUGGCUUCGCUCGUGCAGAAUCAUACAUCAGCGUCGAUAUUGCUACAAACGUCGCACGAGCAGUUUCGCAGGGACACGAAUGGUCGAAUGUGGUUUCCCCUCCCAUCGUCUACCACACGUUGGCGAUGAAGAUGGACGUGCCUCUGUGGUUCGCGGGGGUGAAGAUUGUGGAUCGGCCUGAAGACGACGUCAUGGCGGCGCGGCAGGAGGCGACAGUUCUUCGCGUCGUGGAGUGCUGGACAGAUGCACUGUGGUGUGGACAAUGGGCGGAUGGCAACCGCAUGAAACAGGAGAGGUUGUCUCGGCUUGUGGAUUGUCUUCGAGCGUUGUUGAGCKCGUGUAUGUGGAUCAUGCGCAUGGGUGGUGACGACGACCGUUYGCACUACGAGGCGUGCUUGUACGCAUCCAUGGUCGCCAAACCCACAAUGAUGGCGGCGGGGUCGUACAUCUUCAACUGGCGGCGACACAUCGUCGACAGCGCCAACCUCGUCUUGGAUCGUAUAGGGAAGGCUCACCUCACGCUGGGAGAUUACCUGCACUGUAUUCCAGAAUGGUGUGAUUGCGGGUUGCUGUUCGGCUACAACGCGGCCCUGAAGAAUGCAGCGGAAGCCGCGAAACACGGCUGGGUCGGCAGCGGGCCCGCGGCGGAGGAAGACGGAGAUGAGGGCAGUUGACACGUCGGUUCGUCCAUAACGCAGCGGCGGGGKGCGGAUCGUCGACUGAUUGGCGCGUGGGAUCACGAAAUGACGAACGCAGCGCCUUCGACUGCAGAUGGGGCCGCACGGGCGGGAUGGGUGUCGGCARGUGUUGGUGGUUGAGCGGGGGGAGCGUGAGGUGGGCGGUCCUGCGCAGCUCCGACGGCGUGUCCACGUCAGCAAACGUCGUGCCGACGUCAGCAGAUGUCGUCGUGGUGCAUGUGUGGUGAACGAUGUUUUUCUUUUUUUUUCUGUUUUUAUUUUGUGAUUGGAGCGCUCUUUGYACUUUUGCUCCGCAAUAGGGUUUCUUGGCUCGGUGGAUGACACCGCCAAAAUGUAAGUAGAUGCAGGAGCAGUCCGUAUGUUGUGCGGGACGCUUGAAGGGUCGAUAGUCAGGAGCAAUGGAAAAUCGCCGCCCGAAAAUUGCUUUGUUGUUCAAUGAAUGUUCUCAAAUUUA
Molecule: messenger RNA, 2686 nt
Organism: Chara braunii
Lineage: Eukaryota; Viridiplantae; Streptophyta; Charophyceae; Charales; Characeae
Source: the annotation of a GenBank genome assembly